Molecule: messenger RNA, 1398 nt
Organism: Sordaria macrospora k-hell
Lineage: Eukaryota; Fungi; Ascomycota; Sordariomycetes; Sordariales; Sordariaceae
Biological process (GO): ubiquitin-dependent protein catabolic process
Cellular component (GO): cytoplasm
Molecular function (GO): ubiquitin conjugating enzyme binding; ubiquitin binding
Source: RefSeq, a predicted model, not a curated record
AUGUCUGCGCCAACCGACAGCAGUGUUUCCAAGCACGCAACGGUAGAACCCGCGCCCGAAUCCCCUACGACAGCUCGACCGCUCGAAAUGGAUGACGACGAAGCUCAGGAGAAUGUCCCUUUGGGGGGCACUGACACCUCAACGACUGGUACCACCCGGAAUGCAUCUGCCUCUGACGAAAACCCUCCGCCGAAACCUCCACGCCCAUUGACCGAGGAGCAAAAGAACCAGCAGAUCCUGAAGGAGGCAUUCCCUUCCAUCGAACCUUCUGUUAUCAAGGCGGUCCUUAGGGCCAGCCGCGGCCAGAUCGAGCCUGCCUUCAACGCUCUCCUGGAGAUGACGGAUCCGGAUGCAGUUCAGAACGAUGACGUACCCCCGCCGCCUCCCCCGAGACCCGCGGCGCAACAGCUGGGUGGUCCGACUUCCACCGAUAGAUCCCAGCUGGAGGCCGACGAGAUAUACGCCCGCCAACUUGCGGAGCAUUUCGAGAGCACUGCCGCAUAUGAGGCGAGAACUGCCAACCGCGGAACUCCGGGCGCUUCUCAUGGGCCCACUGGUGCACGUGGACCUCAUAUGCCUCCGCGCCCUCGGCAGGAGACCGGCCUGAAGCCGAACGAGCUGUACGAUGAUCGGGAGCACAGUUUCAUUGAUGACGAUUUGCCUGUUAUCAAAGAGAGCUUGCGCAAGGGAUUUAUUGAGACGCAGAGCAAGGUCAACUCGUGGUUUACGACUAUCAAGAAGAAGAUCGACGAGACCUUUGACGAGGAUGAGGACCAGCGUCGGCAAAACGAGAGUAAUGCGUUCAUCGGAAGACCAACCCGGAAUCAGCAACGUAGAAGCGCAGAUUACGACCGUUAUGAUGCUGAUCCGACCAUCCUCAGCGACGACUUUGCGGGCAUGAAAUUCAACAAUGACGGCACUCCCUACACCGCCCAAAGCACACAUCAGCAGCUAUACGGCAACCCUCAUGCCUUCAGGCCACCGCCGCCUUCCAAGUCUCCCAAAUCCUCAGACGGCAGGAAGGUGUCGUUUAGAGAUACGGUGGAAGACAUCAACGCCUACGACGCAUCACCGAGGAUCCAGCCCAAGGACAAUGCCGCUGCGGCCCAUGGAGGUAGCAGCGCUGCUGGAUCAGCAACAAAGACAAGCAAAUGGCAACCUCUUUCGUCAGUUGACCCGAAUCCGAUCGCGGACAAUGAUCCGUUUAGCCUGGGAGACAGUGACGACGAGUUCGAACAUGGCCAUAAGCGUAACCAGUCUGGCAGCAGUCAGAUCAAGAUGGAGGAUACGACAGCUACGGAUGCGGACCAUGAGAGGUUGAGGCAGGCGACGGCUGAUGCUAUGGGUGAUAGCUUGGUGGAGGGUGAUAAGACGAAGAAGACUGAGCAGGCAAAGUAA